GUUUACAUGUUGUGCCAAAAACAAAAAAGAGUCGCAAAAAGUCAAAUUUUUUUACAAAUUCUAAUUUUUGCAACAUAAUUUUAAUAACUGAAAAUAUCAUAUAAAAUUUUACACAACAAAAUACAAAUGCGUGAUUUAUUCAAAACAUUAGAUAAAUUAAAAACUGAAACAGCCAUGGAAUACUGUGAUGAAUUUGAUGGCAUCAAGUCCAUACUGGAAUAUUGCAACAAACAAUUAAAACCCUUUAAUAAAUUACAUUUUCGAGGAGGUAAUGAAUCGUUUAUUAAUGAAUUGGUAAGACGUCUGCAAGAGUAUUUUGUGCAACGAGAAUUGGUGGACAAUGAAAACAAAACACCUUUGCCGGAUAUGGCAAAAAUACAAAAAUUAAGAAAAAUUUUAAUGUUUCUAAUGCUAAACACAGAUGCUACUUUUAAAUACAAUCUGAAAGAUGACCCCGAACUGGUACAUGUAUUGGAGAUUUGUCCAUUAAUGCCCAAGUUUCUGUUGGUCACCUUGGUGUGGGAAUUACAUUUAGAUCAAUUCUUCAAUGAAAUGUUAUCCUAUGCACCUUGUUGGUUUACCUUUCAAUAUUUUGAGCCGGCCACAGAUUCUCUAAAGUACAUCGAUGAUGCAUUUGAAGUUUUAGAUAAAGUUGGGGCGUUACUAAAAUCGAUAUUUAUAUCCAUAACACGUUCGGAACUAAGGCUAAUGGACAAUGUGGAUACACGUAUUAUACAUAAUAAACUUUAUGAUUAUGCUAUGAAUUUAUUACGUUUAUUUUAUACGCCCGAUUCCGAAAAAUUUAAAAACUUUACCAAGAAACAAUCAUAUAAAUAUGCAGGAUUUGCUUUAAAACAUUUGCUAGAAUUGGUAUUGUACUCAUUUGAUGUGUAUGAGAAUGAUGAAAAAUCCAAUCCAGCAGAAGAUUGGCGGGAAUACAAUGUAUGUAACCAGUUGCUAAAGAAAUCCGAAGUUGGUAAAGAAACGAAACAUUUAAAGGAACAGCAAUUAAAGAUAAUUGCUGCCUUGCUAAAUGCUCUACAAACUCAAGUGAUGUUGGUUAAAAUCGACAUUUUUAUAUACUGGGUAGAAAUUGAUUUAAACGACAAGGAAAAUCUUCAAGAAGUUAUAGGUACAAUGGCUUUUAGAGUGGGCGAGAGAAUGAUCAGCAAUAAAACAUUUGGCCAUGAUGUACAACAGCAACUGAAGGUCAUUGAAAUACGCCCUAAAACAUUGGAAGAAAUGACACGUGAUGCCACAAUUGGGGAUAUUUUGAACACACUGGAUAAUGGUGAAAUAGAUUACAACAUUAAGAAGUUAUGGUUUAACGAAUUGCUUAAUCGCACUGUGGCUCUAGGCAAUGAGGAAUGUUUGCAGUCUAUUAAACAAAAUAUUAAGUUAAUGACCGUUGAACAUUGUUUGCAAAUAUUGGACUUUAUCAAACUAGAAAUCCUGCGCAAUCAUCAUGAAAAUCAAAUUGAUUCUGUAGAAGAUAUAAAACCAAAUAUGGAUAGCAUGGAUAUAGAUCCAGAGGACUAUGAGGAGUUAAGCGAAUUGAUUUUAAAGGCAUUAGAAAACUACAAUACCGAACAAUUACUAGAAGUGCUUAACUAUCAAGGUAAAUUGUAUGGCUUUAACACAUCACUAUUUGCACGGCCAGAAAUUUCAUCUAGGGUUACGGAAUUUCUUAAUAAAUAUAAUGGUGGCAGCUCAACAUUUGAUGUUCAACAAUUUCUUAUACUGUCUUUUGAAAAUGCCGAAAUGACUUGGCAAAAGUUCUUUGAUAUGGCUUGUCAUAAUCUGGCCCUUAUUACCAACUAUUGCAUUACCGUCAAACAAUGCAGACCUUUGUCGAAUAAUUACUUUAUACCACGUUUAUUGGCGGCUUUUAAUGAAUUGCCCAGCCUAGAGCAACGUUACUUUCCCGCUCUAUUGUGUGAAAUCUAUUUUACUCUCUACUAUCCCGACAAUAAGACAGAGUUUCUUAAGCAAGUUAUACAUAAACAUGUGAAUCAGUAUUUGGAUCAUCAACAAUUUGAUCAUCUAUUGCCGUUGGCUAAAUGUUUGAACAUAAUUGGCUCCUAUGGUGAAUCUCAAUCAAAUAAACCUUUGAAUUUUGGUGAAAUUACUGCUCCCGUACUAUUAAUGGCUGCUCAGAUUAUGGAUAAAGCCCGGUGGGAUUUAAUAACAUAUUCGGAUGUAAGGGAUGAAAUUGUACGAGAAUGUAUACAAUUUAUUCAGAAAACAUCAAAGAAGUUUUUACCAAAUGCCACAGAAAAAGAUCGCAAAUGGAUAACUAAAGUUAUAAAGGACUCAUACAAGCCACUAACUCAGUAUUACUUUCAGAAAUAUUCCUUAACACCUGAUCAAAUACCCAUAGAGUUUGAUAGAUUUUUAAUACGUCUUGAUAUUGAAGACAAAUCUGAAGCUGAAAUGUUUCUAAUCAUAAACUAUGUACGCUGCACCAUGAAAGAAACUGAAUGGCUGGCACGCAGUGAACGUCUUUUACCUCAUAUCUCUGAUGUUAUGAUCAUUUUAAGCGGAGUCGUCAAUGAGACCGAAAAUCCAAAUUCUAUUAACAAUUAUCGCCAUUGCUUGUCAAACUAUGCGAAUAUCGUACAAAAAUUUCUUUUGCCACAAAUUGAAGAUGAAAACAAGAAAAUUGAGAAAUUAGAAAUCAAAGUAUUGAAAAUCAUUUCAUCGGCACCUGAACAAAUCUAUGAAGAAACAUUUAUGAGUUUCGAAUCUUUGCUGCUGGAGAUUAUGAAGAAAUGUGGGCGCCCUUUGGAGGAAAAUAUAACAAAAAAUAUUCGUAAAUUUGUGGAGAACAUGAAGGAGUGUAGCGCAAAACAUAUAUUUUUGGAUAAAUUUCAAGGGCUAAUAACUGAAUUGGCUUAAGAAUCGAUUAAUAAUUACAAACGGGAUAGAAAGUAGUAAUUAACAUUCCUAUGUGAAAAAUUGCUUUGUUUUUUUAUAUUUUGAUGAAUUUUGCGUUUGUUUUACUUUUAUAAUAAAGUACUGGAAGUAGUUUUUUUGUUAUACAAA
Calliphora vicina (urban bluebottle blowfly) is the source of this 3045-nucleotide messenger RNA. RefSeq lists its product as uncharacterized. The transcript has 4 exons. The record is from RefSeq and is a predicted model, not a curated record. Lineage: Eukaryota; Metazoa; Arthropoda; Insecta; Diptera; Calliphoridae. Bases 127 to 2898 code for a protein of 923 amino acids.